AUGUCUAGCCGCGGAAAACGAAUUGUGAGUAUGGCGCUGGAAGAUGAAACUGAUCAAAGUUACCUGGAAGACAAUAUGAUCAACGAGGCAUUAAACUUCGACAUCAUAUUUCAAAGCAGCUCAGGAAACAUAACUGAAAAUACAUCCAUCGAAUAUACGACCACCGAACAUGAAAUCAUGACCGAAGGCGCUAUCUAUCUUGAAGAAAUUCCUGACCCUGCUUUUCUGGAAUGUGAGCAACUAGAGGUACCAGAGGAUCUGACACAGAAUAAUGAGCGCAUUACCACAAAAAAACUUGUACCAUAUAGUAGCAGCUCAUCAGAAUCUGGAUGUGAAUCAGCAAUCGAUGAAUCUCCAAACCAAGAUCACCGUGAAUCAUCAGCAUCAUCUUCAUCUAGCAGUACAUCAUCUGAGACAUGGAAAAGGAAGAAAAGACCAAGUCGUAAGCUGAAAAAUAAAAAAAAGAAGGCUCAUGGCUUACAGUACAAAACCUACAAAGGAAUUACCCCCAAAGUACUACUACCAAAUCCAUGUUUUGGUAAAAAAUGCACAAAUAGUUGUAAUGAUUUCAGUCUUGAUGAAAGGCAUGCAUUAUUUGAUGCUUUCUGGGCAAUGGGUGAUGGAAAUCUUCAAAAAGCUUAUAUAAAUGGAUGCGUCAAGAUAGAUUAUGUUAAACGAAAACGAACUUUGGAGAUUACAUCAAGAAGAACGUUUACAUAUGAACAGUACCUCAUGAAGGGGAAUACUCAAGUUAAGGUAUGUCAACAAUUUUUUAUAGCUACGCUUGGAAUCACGCAAAGAAUUAUCAGGAAUGCAAUAUUAGGGAAAAUACAAGCUAUAACCGAUGGUAGAGGCAAGCAUAAUCCUAGACAUAGUAUUACAGCAUCUCAAAAAAUGUUUCUUGAACAGUUUAUCAAAGGACUACCAGCUGUACCGUCACAUUAUUGUAGGGGCUCAACUAAAAAGCUUUAUCUACCUUCUGAUAUAAAGACGUUUACUAACUUGUAUGAAAUGUACUCUCAUCAAAAUACUGAUAAAAUGAGCAUUUCUAGUUUUAAAAGAAUCAUAAAGAAAGAAUACAACAUAGGAAUACAUGUGCCAAAAAAAGAUAAAUGCAUUAAAUGCGAGCGUUACAGACAUUUACCAAGUAACUUAAAGAAUGGCAAAGAAGAACUCGACUUUCUAAGACAUAUUGAAAAAAAAGAAAGUGCGAAAAAAUAUUUUCUAGAAAAACAGAAAGACAACCAUGAUUCGGCUAAUUUGAUUGCUAGCUUUGACCUACAAAAAGUACUGACUACUCCUCAUGGCAAAAGUAUGUUGAUAGGAUUUUCGAGGAAAUAUGCUUGCUAUAACUUCACAAUUUAUGAAAGUGUCACUGCUAAUGCGUUUUGUUACUUUUGGGGCGAGAAAGAUGGAAGAAGGGGUGCGAAUGAAAUAUGUUCUCAUCUUUUUGACUACCUGUUACAUUUGGAUCAGAAAGAAGAAAAAACAAGCGUGCACUUAUUUUGUGACAACUGUCCCGGACAAAAUAAAAACAGGUAUAUGAUUUGUAUGUUGGCGUACUUCAUAAGUAUCUCAAAAUCUAUAAGGAAACUGACAAUAACAUACUUAGUCUCAGGUCACACGUACAUGCCAGUAGAUAGUAUGCAUGCUACUAUCGAAAGAAAAUCGAAAAAUUUGUUUAUACAGGCUCCAUCAGAAUGGCCAACGAUACUCCGCAAUGCCAGAACUAAACCGAAACCAUACAACGUGAAGGUUACCAAUUAUUAUUCUAUAAUAGACUGGAAUCGCAUUAGUUCACAAAAAAGACUGAAAGAUGCACAAGGGAACGACAUAACAAUUUCUGACGUUGCCGAGAUGAUAUUUGAUAAAGACAAUACCUAUGUAAAAAUAAAAACAACGUAUGAGAACCAAGCACACGUUGACCUACUGUUCCCGACAAAGACUGUGAAAAAUCUGCCUAAAGCUUAUCAUUCUGAACUACCGAUAAACAAAAAGAAAUAUGAUAACCUAAUUGAACUUUGUAAAGCUUUCACAAUUGAUGUACAAUAUCAUUCUGAGUAUUACUCUUUGAAAGGGCAUAAUAGUGUGGCAGACACGCUGCCUGAAACUGAUAUCGAAGAAUGUAAUGAUGAAACUGAAGACUGA
This is a messenger RNA of Acanthoscelides obtectus, 2148 nucleotides long. The record is from the annotation of a GenBank genome assembly. NCBI's taxonomy places the organism in Eukaryota, Metazoa, Arthropoda, Insecta, Coleoptera, Chrysomelidae.